AUGCGUUCUGUAUUGUGCCGGUCGCUAUCGGCCCUGGCCCCAGCCCGGUCUUGGGCACCAUCCGCCAUGAUCCAGCCUAUGUCGCAGCGGCUGCACUCCACAGGGUCAGGUUCUCAUGGCUCUCACCACAUCCAAACCCGGAUACCGUCGUUGAAAGGCGAGCCCAAGCAGGGCCACCGGUUCCGCGAGUUUGACCUUGACGAUCGUGUCUUCGCCAUCACUGGUGGUGGACGAGGACUCGGAUUGGCGAUGGCUGAAGCUUUGAUGGAGGCUGGUGCGAAAGUCUACUGCUUGGAUCGACUUGAGACUCCCCACCCCGACUUCCUCGCCGCUCAAGAGCAUGCCGAGAAGAACUAUGGUGGUAGCCUGGAGUACCACCGUAUUGAUGUCCGGGAUGAGUCUGAAGUGAACGACCUCUUUGCGGAAAUCGCAGGCAAGAACCGGCGACUGGAUGGCUUGAUUGCCGCCGCAGGAAUCAACCACCUGCAGAGCGCUCUGGAACACUCGCAGGUGGCUCUUAACGAAGUCAUGCAAAUUAACUUUAAUGGAGUCUUCAACUCGGCCACUGCUGCUGCGCGGCAGAUGUUCAACUACCAACAGAAGGGUUCCAUCCUUCUCAUUGCUAGCAUGAGCGGUCUGAUCGCCAACAAGGGAAUGACCUCUCCCGUCUACAACGCCUCCAAGGCGGCUGUGAUCCAGCUGUCCCGGUCCCUCGCCAUGGAAUGGGGCCGUCACGGCAUCCGCGUAAACAGCCUGUGCCCCGGCCAUAUCAUCACCCCAAUGGUGGAACAGGUGUUCCAGCAGAACCCUGCAUCCCGGGCCGUCUGGGAAGCCGAGAACAUGCUCGGACGACUUGCCUACCCGGAGGAAUUCCGAGGUGCUGCUCUCUUCGCUCUGAGUGACGCGAGCAGCUUCAUGACCGGCAGCACCAUGCUCAUCGACGGUGGCCACACCGCAUGGUAA
Molecule: messenger RNA, 963 nt
Organism: Aspergillus luchuensis
Lineage: Eukaryota; Fungi; Ascomycota; Eurotiomycetes; Eurotiales; Aspergillaceae
Product: putative short chain dehydrogenase/oxidoreductase
Exons: 2
Coding region: 1-963 (320 amino acids)
Cellular component (GO): intracellular anatomical structure
Molecular function (GO): oxidoreductase activity, acting on NAD(P)H, oxygen as acceptor
Source: RefSeq, a predicted model, not a curated record